Molecule: messenger RNA, 1707 nt
Organism: Populus trichocarpa (black cottonwood)
Lineage: Eukaryota; Viridiplantae; Streptophyta; Magnoliopsida; Malpighiales; Salicaceae
Product: UDP-N-acetylglucosamine transporter UGNT1
Exons: 10
Coding region: 178-1251 (357 amino acids)
Cellular component (GO): Golgi apparatus
Molecular function (GO): antiporter activity; GDP-fucose transmembrane transporter activity
Source: RefSeq, a predicted model, not a curated record
UGAAAAAUUGAAAUUAAGGAAACCCAACGUUUUUAAACAUCCCUCCUGCAAGCAAAAAAAAACCUCGUCUUCCCUCUCGCGUACCGUGUCCAGUCCGAGUUGGAGUCGACGACUCACUCAAUCACCUGGUGGAGUUGACCGUGAAUCCUCAUUAAUCACCAUUUCUCUCUCUAAUUGAUGAUGACUUCAAUGGCGGCGUCAAGUUCCUCUUCCAAUCCAAUCCUACCAGUCUUCGUAUCUUCAAUCAGCGAAGAGAGGCAAAGAGAGAAAGAGAGAUUGGUUAAAGGAGAUGAUAAGGUCUUCAGAGGAUCUUCAAUGACUAAGAGAGGAGCUAAUGCCGCUAUCUCUUACAUGUCUUGUGCUGUGCUUUUGAUAUUGUUCAAUAAAGCAGCUCUUUCUUCUUAUAGCUUCCCUAGUGCAAAUGUCAUAACUUUAUUUCAGAUGAUGUGCUCGUGCUCUUUUUUGUAUGUAUUGAGACGCUGGAGGAUUAUCUCUUUCACUGAUGGUGGAUCCCUAAUUACUUCUGAUGUCAAAGCUACUUUUGUACCACUGGAGACAUUGAUUCACACCCUACCUCUUGCAUUUACUUAUUUGCUUUACAUGCUAGUUACAAUGGAGUCUGUCCGUGGGGUAAAUGUUCCCAUGUAUACCACCCUAAGACGGACAACAGUGGUAUUUACAAUGAUCAUGGAGUACAUUCUGGCAGGGCAGAGAUAUGCACCGCCAAUUUUUGGAAGUGUUGGCUUGAUAGUUCUUGGUGCAUUUAUUGCUGGAGCACGGGACUUGUCAUUUGACUUCUAUGGCUAUGCUGUUGUCUUCGCAGCCAAUUUUACAACGGCUAUAUAUCUGGCAACCAUAAGCCGUAUUGGGAAAUCCAGUGGCCUUAAUAGCUUUGGCCUUAUGUGGUGCAAUGGAAUUAUAUGCGGACCAGUUUUGUUGUUUUGGACCUUUAUUCGUGGUGAUUUGCAGAUGACCAUGAAUUUCCCUUACUUGUUUUCCCCAGGUUUCUUGGCUGUAUUGCUUUUUUCAUGUAUCCUGGCUUUCUUCUUGAAUUACAGUAUCUUCCUGAACACAACUCUCAAUUCAGCACUGACACAGACCAUUUGUGGUAACUUGAAGGAUCUAUUUACCAUUGCACUUGGCUGGGCUAUUUUUGGUGGGCUUCCUUUCGAUAUUUUCAAUGUCAUUGGGCAAUCCCUUGGUUUUGUUGGCUCCGGUUUGUAUGCGUACUAUAAGCUCAUAGGGAGGUAACAAUAGAGACUUACUUCCCAGGAUGUUCCAGCCUUUUGCAGGUUCUUGGAAGAGAUUUAACAAUGUCGAGGAGGUUUUUGUUUGGUGGAAGGUCACGGGCUCACAAUAUAUGCAUAUUCCGGGAACCACCAGCUCCCAACUUGAUUACACUUCGCAUUGCAGUGGUUUUGGCAGUUAUGGGUUAAGAAAAUUACUUUUAUUUAUGAUUUUAAAAAAUAUAUUUGGUUAAAACAGUUAUGAGAUGGAUUUUUGCCUGUAAAAUAAAUGAAAACCAAGUUUUAGCUAUAUGUGCGGUUCGGUGCAAAAAGCUGAAGCUAUAUGAUUAACUUAGGCAAACUGACUACAAUUUUCAGAGUUAUAUCUAAUUUUUUUUCCGGUAACAUUGCAAGCAAUUUGUUGUAUUACAUUAGAAUAUGAAUAAAAUACUGUCCUAACCAGCCAUUUUUCCUUGUAAAA